AUGGAAACAGAGAGUGAGAAUAGUACUUCUGGAGAUGACAGUGUCUUUUGGUUGGAUUCAGAAGUUAUCCAAGUGACUGAUAGUGAUAUGGAAGAGAGAGAAGUGAAUUUCAGAAAGAUGAAGUCAUCAGUACAUUCAGAAGAGGAUGAUUUUGUGCCAGAGCUCCAUAGGAAUGUUCAUCCCCGUGAGCGACCUGAUUGGGAAGAAGCUCUUAGUGCAAUGGCAAGAGGAGCAGACGUCCCAGAUAUCCCUGGAGAAUCUCUUAAGACAUGUGGCAGUACAGCAAGUAUGAAAGUUAAACAUGUGAAAAAAUCCACCAAUCCUGGACUUAUGGGCUGUGACAACAUUCACAGGUUGCCUUUUACUAAAGGCCACUUUCCUAAAAUGGCAGAAUGUGCACACUUCCACUAUGAGAAUGUGGAGUUUGGCAGCAUACAGCUUUCACUCUCAGAGGAGCAGAACGAAGUCAUGAAAAAUGGCUGUGAAUCCAAGGAGCUGGUCUACCUUGUACAGAUUGCUUGUCAGGGCAAAAGCUGGAUUGUAAAACGAAGUUACGAAGAUUUCCGAGUACUUGAUAAACAUCUCCAUCUAUGUAUUUAUGACAGACGCUUUUCUCAGCUCUCUGAACUCCCCCGUUCUGACACUUUGAAGGACAGUUCAGAGUUAGUCACUCAGAUGCUUGUGGCUUACCUAUCACGUCUCUCAGCCAUUGCAGGGAAUAAGAUCAAUUGUGGACCUGCUCUUACCUGGAUGGAGAUUGAUAACAAGGGAAAUCACUUGUUAGUUCAUGAAGAAUCAUCAAUUAACACACCUGCUGUAGGUGCUGCCCAUGUUAUCAAGAGAUAUACUGCUCGUGCUCCCGAUGAAUUGUCUUUAGAGGUGGGAGACAUUGUGUCAGUUAUUGACAUGCCACCAAAAGUAUUGAGCACAUGGUGGAGAGGAAAGCAUGGAUUUCAGGUGGGACUAUUUCCUGGUCACUGUGUUGAGCUAAUUAACCAAAAAGUCCCUCAGUCAGUGACAAAUUCAGUGCCCAAACCAGUAUCCAAAAAACACGGCAAGCUUAUCACCUUCUUACGAACAUUCAUGAAGUCUCGUCCAACAAAACAGAAACUGAAGCAGCGGGGAAUUUUGAAAGAAAGAGUAUUUGGCUGUGACUUGGGAGAACACCUUCUGAAUUCUGGUUUUGAAGUGCCCCAGGUUCUUCAGAGUUGUACAGCAUUCAUUGAGAGAUAUGGUAUUGUGGAUGGAAUAUAUCGUCUUUCUGGUGUUGCUUCCAAUAUCCAGAGAUUACGGCAUGAAUUUGACUCUGAACAUAUUCCCGACCUGACAAAAGAGCCUUAUGUUCAAGAUAUACAUUCAGUGGGCUCCCUUUGUAAACUGUAUUUUCGAGAACUCCCAAAUCCUCUGCUCACUUACCAGCUCUAUGAGAAAUUUUCUGAUGCAGUUUCUGCAGCGACAGAUGAAGAACGACUCAUAAAAAUCCACGAUGUCAUCCAACAACUUCCUCCACCACAUUACAGAACACUGGAAUUCUUGAUGAGACACUUGUCUCUUUUAGCUGACUAUUGUUCUAUCACAAAUAUGCAUGCGAAGAACCUAGCAAUUGUUUGGGCUCCAAAUCUUCUAAGAUCAAAACAGAUAGAAUCUGCCUGCUUUAGUGGAACAGCUGCCUUCAUGGAAGUGAGAAUUCAGUCUGUGGUGGUUGAAUUUAUUCUUAAUCAUGUGGAUGUUCUCUUCAGCUGCAAAAUCAGUGCAGUCAUUCAGGAUGGGGCAGCUUCUCUUUCAAGGCCCAAGUCCCUGUUAGUGUCCUCUCCAUCCACCAAACUACUGACAUUGGAAGAAGCCCAGGCACGAACACAAGCUCAGGUCAAUUCUCCAACUGUGCCUGACAACAAAUAUAUCGAGGUGGGAGACGGUCCUGCUGCACUUCAAGGAAAAUUCCACACUAUAAUUGAGUUCCCUCUUGAAAGGAAAAGACCCCCAAACAAAAUGAAGAAAUCUCCUGUGGGCAGUUGGCGUUCCUUUUUCAAUUUAGGAAAAUCAUCCUCUGUGUCUAAACGGAAACUUCAGCGUAAUGAGAGUGAGCCUUCAGAGAUGAAAGCAAUGGCUCUAAAAGGGAGCAGGGCAGAAGGAACCCUCCGCUCAGCUAAAAGUGAAGAGUCUCUUACUUCUCUUCAUGCAGUUGAUGGUGACUCUAAACUCUUUCGACCUAGGAGACCCCGAUCUAGCAGCGAUGCAUUGUCUGCCUCUUUUAAUGGAGAAAUGCUUGGAAACCGAUGCAAUUCAUAUGAUAACCUGCCCCAUGACAAUGAAAGUGAAGAAGAAGAAGGACUUUUACAUAUUCCAGCCCUCAUGUCCCCUCAUUUGGCAGAAGAUGUUGACUUAAGCCCACCAGACAUUGGAGUAGCCAGCUUGGAUUUUGAUCCCAUGUCAUUUCAGUGUAGUCCUCCCAAGGCUGAAUCAGAGUGCUUGGAAAGCACUGCCUCCCUCUUAGAUUCAGUAGGAUUUCCCAAGGACAAGACAAGCACCAGUAAAAAUGAAGCAGAGGCAGGGAGUCAGUCUCAAACUCCUGGCAGUACUAACAGCUCUGAACCUGUAUCUCCACUUCAGGAGAAAUUAAGUCCAUUCUUUACGCUGGACCUGAGCCCAACUGAAGACAAAGUAUCCAAGCCAUCUUCAUUCACAGAGAAGGUUGUUUAUGCUUUUUCUCCAAAAAUAGGACGGAAAUUAAGCAAAUCACCCUCUAUCAACAUAUCAGAGCCAAUCUCUGUGACUGUUCCCAGUCGAGUGUCAGAAGUCAUUGGCACAGUUCCAAACUCAACAUCACAAAAUGCAUCUUCCCCAACCUGGAGCAAGGGCUUUGGAGAAAGUGACAUUGUCAAUAAGUCCCCUACUCAGGUAGUAAUAAUAAGGACAAAUGAGAGAGAUUCCCGAGAAGUGUGCCAGUCUGAAGUCCAGUCUCUAGACCAGGUGGCUGCUGAGGCAGUAGGAUUGCCAGGGAAAGUGGAACAGUCCAUCUCCAGCAGUCAGAGUAAGGCUGUACCUUCUGGACAGGCUCAGACAGGAGCAGUUGCCCAUGACUCCCCUCAGGAUCUUGUUCCUGUCAGUUCAGUCUCUCUUAUACCACCACCACCACCUCCAAAAAAUGCAGCACGUAUGUUGGCCUUAGCAUUGGCUGAGUCUGCGCAGCAAGCUUCAACUCAGUCAUUGAAGAGACCAGGGAAUUCUCAUGUUGGUUGUCCAAAUUAUGGAGACACUACAUUGGUGACACCUGAAGAUAAACAGCCCAGUUCUUAUAUUAGUUUUCCUUUAGAGAAACCAUGUUUCCAUUCUAGUAUGCCAUCAGAACAGCUUCACCUCCAAAAUGCAUCAUCUGGAAAUUAUGACCAGCCUAAGCUGGGAGUUAUGGUAGCUGAGGAUCACUCCAACUCGAUUCCAGUUGAACCUGUGGAGCAGCCAUAUCACUCGAUAGGUUCACCAGUGAAUCAGGCCCAUAUGACCCAUUUUCCUGGGGAGUCAGAAAAGGCCGAGAUUGCCAUGGCAACAUUAGUGGACUCGGACAAGAUUGACAGUCAUGUUGUUUUGCAUGAAAAUACAGGAAAGACCAACAUCCGAACUGUUUCUUUUGGGAACCAAGAUGAACCCCAUAUCCACUUCUCCAGUGGAGAGCAGCUUCUUUCAUCUUUGGAUACAUCUGUAGAUAAAUCACAACUUUCUUCAGAAGGUGAAGAAAAGGUAACCUCUCCUUACAGUUUGCCUGUCGACAAAAUCCACCCUUCUCCUGGGUCCCCUGUAGACAAAGCUGCUGCAGCUCCAACAGUUUACAUGACACCUACUCCAGCACCAAGUGAAAUAAGCACCAGGGAAACUAGCUGGGAUAUGGUUGGCCAACUUCCAUCUUCUGCUGACCUUGUCUCCACCCUGCAGCGCACCCAUAGAGCUAACCGCCCUCCUCUGUCCCAUCCUUCUCAGAGACCAGCAGAGCAGCAGCUAGUGGUGGCACAGGUACCAGCAGCAACCAGUGCAGGACUAAAUAAUUCUCACAAGGUUCGUGGAUUAGCUUCAGUUCCUGAGAAGCCACCUGAACCCAGAGUAGCAGAAUCUUCUUCAGUCUUUUCCUGUGAUGGUAGUACUACUACUCUCUGUGCCACCUAUGCUUCCACUAUCCCUCCAGGCCUUCCUGAAAAGGUCUGGGAGGGGGCCAGGGCCCCCCCGCUCCACCUGCGUUCUGAAUCUGUUCCCACACACACCUCCCAAGGCUUCACGCUGCCAGUCCCACCUACCAGGACAAUGGACAGUAAGAUUGCUACCGCCAUACACUCGGGUAAUGCUGACGGAGUCACGACGUCCAGUUAUCAUUCCUUUAUUACUGCUUCAUCGGCCUCCAUGGAUGAUCCUUUGCCUCCACUGCCCCCUGUCCCUCAGCCUAAACAUGCCUCUCAGAAAGCACCUUUCCCAUCUUAUGUGAGGCCUGAUAUCGUGACUGACUCUGUAGGCACAGAAAACUGUUUGCAUCUUGGCUUGGCUUCCACCUGUCAAUUCCGUCCACAGAGUGUCCCCCCACAUCACCAUAAGCCUGAGCAGCACCAAGUCUUUGGCUCCAGAUCAGAGACACCAAGUUGCAUGGGUCCCCGCUAUAAUACAUAUGUGCCCCCUGGAAAAAAUUCCUCUGGGUACCACUCAAAGCCAUGCAGCCGGGUGGAGUAUGUGUCCUCUGUGAGCCCAUCCCUUCGGAGCGCUUGUUAUCCUGAAGACAUUCCUCCGUACCCCACUAUCCGCAGAGUGCAGUCCCUGCAUGCCCCUCCAACCUCCAUGAUCCGUUCUGUCCCCAUUUCUCGGACGGAAGUGCCCCCCGACGACGAGCCAUCCUACUGCCCGCGGCCCCUCUACCAGUAUAAGCCAUAUCAGUCAUCCCAGGCCCGCUCCGAUUACCACGUGACUCAGCUGCAGCCUUACUUUGAGAAUGGCCGAGUUCACUACCGGUAUAGUCCUUACUCCAGUUCUUCUGGCCCCUAUUAUGCUUCUGAUGGGGCCUUCUAUGACAUGGACGCUUAUGGCACAGUCCAGCUGAGGCCGCUGCAUCGUGUGCCCAACCGUGACUUCAAUGUCUACAAUCCCAGGCUGCAGGGAAAGACCUUCUACCGUUACCCUGGGGCGCCGCCUCGCCCCCCGGGCAACAUCGUGGGCUACCUUUCUGGGAAUGAGCACAAUCUUAUCAAUGUGACUUCUGUGGCGGAUGGCAAACAUGUAUACGCUUCCUGGGACCUGGAAGACAUGGAAAAAUACCGUAUACAGUCCAUCCGACGGGAAAGCCGGGCCCGGCAGAAGGUCAAAGGGCCAGUGAUGUCCCAGUAUGACAACAUGACUCCUGCUGUGCAGGAUGACAUGGGGGGCAUUUAUGUCAUUCAUCUACGGAGCAAAUCAGAUCCUGGGAAAACUGGACUUCUUUCAGUGGCAGAAGGGAAAGAAGGGAGAUAUCCCACAAAGGCAGUGACCCCAGAGGGAGAUGACCGCUUCUAUAAAAAGCAUCCUGAGCCAGAGUUAGACAGAGCCCAUUACCACGGAGGCUAUGGCAAUGGGCAGUCAGAGAAGCCGUCUCUUCCUCUGAAGCAAAGCAGCCUCAGGAACAGAAAAAUUCAUGAUGUGAGCACCAAUCCCUCUGAGCACAGGGCACACCAGGAAGCAAGCCAUAGGCAGUUAUGUGAAUCGAAAAAUGGGUCCCCCUAUCCCCCUGGACCUGGCCAGUUAGAUUAUGGGACUAAAGGCAUCCCAGACACUUCUGAACCAGUUAGCUACCAUCCUGUAGGAGGGAAAUACAGUACGCUAGGCCAGGAGACUUUGAGAUUGAACCACAAAGAAGUGAGGCCCUCUGAAGAGCUGGAGCGGACACGGAUCCGGCAGCCCCCUGGCCCAGAGAAACUCUCAAGAGACUGUUAUAAGGAAGAUGAGCGUCCUGCACCAUCCAUUCCCCCACCCAAGCCAGAGCGGAGUCACAGCCUGAAAUUGCAUCAUACACAGAGCAUGGAGAGGGACCCCAAUCUGCUGUACCAGUACCAAACGCAUGGCAAACGCCAAAGCAAUAUGACUGUAUUAUCUCAGUAUGAGAAUUUGGAUGAUUAUCACUCUAUGCCUCAGCACCAGCGGGGAGGGCUUGGAGGAGGAGGAGGAGGAGGAGGAGGAAUGGGUACAUUCAUACCUCCUGGCUUUCCCCAUCCACAAAAUAGGACAUAUGCCACAGCUCUGGGUCAAGGGGCUUUUCUUUCCACAGAGUUGUCCUUGCAGAAUCCUGAAACACAGAUCCAUGCAGAAUGAGCCCUGGGAACAAUAGAGUUAAAGCAGCCUCUGCUGGACAGUGGACUGUUUUAUUUUUUCAAUGACCAAAAAGAUUAAAAAAAUACACACAAAAAUAAAAAAAAAGCAACCAAAAUAUCCCAAUAAGAAAAGGAAACAAACUAUCAUCUUUUUUCCUCCCCAUCACCACAUCACCCAUCCGCAGACUCUGUUGUGUGUGUCAU
This is a messenger RNA of Gracilinanus agilis (Agile Gracile Mouse Opossum), 6515 nucleotides long. It is a transcript of the gene ARHGAP32, whose product is annotated as Rho GTPase activating protein 32. Gene Ontology annotation, biological process: small GTPase-mediated signal transduction. Gene Ontology annotation, molecular function: phosphatidylinositol phosphate binding; GTPase activator activity; protein binding. The transcript has 23 exons. NCBI's taxonomy places the organism in Eukaryota, Metazoa, Chordata, Mammalia, Didelphimorphia, Didelphidae. The record is from RefSeq and is a predicted model, not a curated record. Gene Ontology annotation, cellular component: cell cortex; actin cytoskeleton; fibrillar center. The coding region runs from base 1 to 6312 and encodes 2103 amino acids.